Lipotes vexillifer (Yangtze River dolphin) is the source of this 850-nucleotide messenger RNA. It is a transcript of the gene MAP2K5, whose product is annotated as mitogen-activated protein kinase kinase 5. Lineage: Eukaryota; Metazoa; Chordata; Mammalia; Artiodactyla; Lipotidae. Gene Ontology annotation, molecular function: ATP binding; MAP kinase kinase activity. The coding region runs from base 14 to 496 and encodes 160 amino acids. The record is from RefSeq and is a predicted model, not a curated record. Gene Ontology annotation, biological process: protein phosphorylation; MAPK cascade. The transcript has 9 exons.
GAAGCCCUCUAAUAUGCUAGUAAACACAAGAGGACAAGUCAAGCUGUGUGAUUUUGGAGUUAGCACUCAGCUGGUGAAUUCUAUAGCCAAGACGUAUGUUGGAACAAAUGCUUAUAUGGCGCCUGAAAGAAUUUCAGGGGAGCAAUAUGGAAUCCAUUCUGAUGUCUGGAGCUUAGGAAUCUCUUUUAUGGAGCUUGCUCUUGGGAGGUUUCCAUAUCCUCAGAUUCAGAAAAACCAGGGAUCUUUAAUGCCUCUCCAGCUUCUGCAGUGCAUUGUUGAUGAGGAUUCACCCGUCCUUCCGGUUGGAGAGUUCUCCGAGCCAUUUGUACAUUUCAUCACUCAGUGCAUGAGAAAACAACCAAAAGAAAGGCCAGCACCUGAGGAAUUGAUGGGCCACCCAUUCAUCGUUCAGUUCAACGAUGGAAAUGCCACCGUGGUGUCCAUGUGGGUGUGCAGGGCACUGGAGGAGAGGCGGAGCCAGCAGGGCCCCCCCUGAGGCUGCAGUGUGAUGCUGAAAGCCCAGGACUGAUCACCAAGGGGAAAACGUGCCUGUUGUGCCCUUCGUUUGCUGUCCGCACCAGAAGAGCUUUGCUGGACUCACCUUCGACUCUGCUGGCAGAUGGCCUUGCCUAGGGAGCCCUCAAGGGUGGCCAACCCCUGCAGGGCAAGCCCUCGCCCCCCACCCCCGAGUCUGGAGGCCUGACUGGCAGGGAGGGUAGAGGGGUUGGGGCACCGAGAAGAGAGGCCCCUACGCCCUUGCUGCUCUUCCUUUUUCCUGACAUUCUCCUUUGUAAAGGGUCAGGCCCCGUCAGUAUCGCUGAUGGGAAUAAAAGUAUUACUGCUUUGUGAC